AUUUGCCGGGAACUCUCUCUCACAGCUAAGCUGUUAAAAAAAAAGGGAAAAAAAAAUUGUCUCUCCAUCUCCGGGCGUCUAUUACAAGGCUUCUCCUUCUCCUUUUACUAUGCUGCUCUCCUAGUCUUUCUCUCUCUUCAUCUUUAUCUCUCUCUCUCUGCCCCCAUUUUUCCAGAUCUCUUCCAUUGAUCCUCCAAUGGAAGAUCAAGCACUUCCCCAGCAGACCCAUCAAUCAUCUCUCAGAACUUCCCCUUCUUCUUCUUCCUCUUCCAAUUCCAUCCUCAAUUUGCCCCCUUCAAUGUCCCGCUCCUCACACUCACUGGAAACCCUAACCCCAUCCCGUCAAAUCGACCGCAUGAUCAACAUCAAUCAUCAUUUGUCGCCCUCCAGAGCUAUCUACUCCGAUAGGUUCAUACCCAGUAGAUCCGGCUCCAAUUUUGCCCUCCUAUUUGAUAUUUCCCCUGUCCCCAAUUCCCACUCUGAGGGUCGGGAAGAUAGUUCCAGUGCUUACGCCACGCUUCUCCGGACCGCCCUCUUUGGCCCCGAUGCCGGAGUUGUCCCUCCGGCCACUCCGGAGAAGAGGAGCUCCCCAAUGUGCCUACCCAAUCACAAUAUUUUUCGCUACAAGACCGAGACGCGGAGGUCAAUGCACUCCCUCUCCCCUUUUGGGUUCGACGAUGCAGCUCCUGGAGUUAACCCUAGCCCCGUUAAGACUCCACGCAAGGUUCCACGAUCGCCUUAUAAGGUCUUGGACGCACCUGCUCUGCAAGAUGAUUUUUAUCUGAAUCUCGUGGACUGGUCUUCGCAUAAUGUGCUGGCUGUGGGGCUGGGUAAUUGUGUUUAUCUCUGGAAUGCUUGUAGUAGUAAGGUCACCAAGUUGUGUGACUUGGGAAUUGAUGACAGUGUGUGUUCAGUAGGCUGGGCACAGCGUGGAACUCAUCUUGCUGUUGGGACUAGCAAUGGAAAAGUCCAGAUUUGGGAUGCAUCACGCUGUAAAAGGGUAAGGACUAUGGAGGGCCAUCGAUUACGAGUUGGGGCCUUAGCUUGGAGCUCAUCCAUUUUAUCUUCUGGUAGCCGGGACAAAAGUAUUCUUCAAAGAGAUAUUCGAGCUCAGGAUGAUUUUGUGACUAAACUAUCUGGCCAUAAAUCAGAGGUUUGUGGAUUGAAAUGGUCAUACGAUAACCGUGAAUUGGCAUCGGGCGGAAAUGAUAACAGAUUAUUUGUUUGGAAUCAACAUUCAACGCAACCUGUGCUUAAAUUUUAUGAGCACACUGCUGCUGUAAAAGCCAUUGCAUGGUCUCCUCAUCUUCACGGACUACUCGCAUCAGGGGGUGGAACUGCAGACCGAUGUAUACGUUUUUGGAACACAACAACUAAUACACACUUGAGCUGCAUGGACACUGGAAGUCAGGUGUGCAAUCUGGCAUGGUCUAAGAAUGUCAAUGAACUUGUUAGUACUCAUGGAUUCUCCCAAAACCAAAUAAUAGUUUGGAGAUAUCCAACUAUGUCUAAGUUGGCAACAUUGACUGGCCAUACCUUUAGAGUUCUUUAUCUUGCCAUAUCUCCCGAUGGACAGACUAUUGUAACAGGUGCUGGCGAUGAAACACUCAGAUUCUGGAAUGUCUUCCCUUCACCUAAAUCGCAGAACACCGACAACGAAAUCGGAGCAUCCUUUCUCGGACGCACCACCAUCCGUUAACCGUCAAAGAACUGAACUCUUCGCCAUAUCAGCUCUUAACACACCCUUUUCAACUUUAUUGCACCAUCUUUUUUGAGGAAUAAUGACAAGGAUUUUGUCGCUGGUUUAGAAAGAUUCAAUGUGAACAACUUUAACCAAUCUGGUCUGCAUUAGCCAAAGCAAAGCUACAUGAGAUCUGAGCAAAAAGCUGUAGAUGAAAAAGGAAAUGAAGUGAUGGAUUUUCCAUAGUCUCACACGGAGGAGAUGGUCUCAAAUCUCCCUUAUUUUCCUCCCCACUUCAAUAGAAAAAAAAUUAUAGUAAGUAAAUAAUUACCCAAUAUUUUAAUUAUUACUUCCGUGACUUGUAAAUUUAUGAGAGGAGAGGAUUUUUUAUUCAUAUGAUUCAUUCAUAGAUAUUUGGGGUAUAAUUCAUGUACAUAUGUAUUAUUCUUUUCCAUUAUAGUUUGGUAUCUGAAAAAUUUUGAUGAUGGGAUUGAUAAACAUUUAAUAUUAUCUGAAACUUUUGAACUCUUCA
Momordica charantia (bitter melon) is the source of this 2213-nucleotide messenger RNA. It is a transcript of the gene FZR2, whose product is annotated as FIZZY-related 2. The record is from RefSeq and is a predicted model, not a curated record. Gene Ontology annotation, biological process: anaphase-promoting complex-dependent catabolic process; positive regulation of ubiquitin protein ligase activity; positive regulation of anaphase-promoting complex-dependent catabolic process. Gene Ontology annotation, cellular component: anaphase-promoting complex. Gene Ontology annotation, molecular function: protein binding; ubiquitin ligase activator activity; anaphase-promoting complex binding. Lineage: Eukaryota; Viridiplantae; Streptophyta; Magnoliopsida; Cucurbitales; Cucurbitaceae.